This is a messenger RNA of Cercospora beticola, 1520 nucleotides long. Its product is annotated as NAD(P)-dependent alcohol dehydrogenase. Gene Ontology annotation, molecular function: alcohol dehydrogenase (NADP+) activity; zinc ion binding. Lineage: Eukaryota; Fungi; Ascomycota; Dothideomycetes; Mycosphaerellales; Mycosphaerellaceae. The record is from RefSeq and is a predicted model, not a curated record. Gene Ontology annotation, biological process: alcohol metabolic process.
CUUACGAAAGUGGGCUGUCGCUGUUUUACUUCCGAGCAGACAGAUAGGAAUCGUCGGUGGGGCAUCAUCGAUUCUCAUCAAAUCUCCGUGGAAUACAAAAGCUGCCUGACACUCGAAAGUUGUUCGACAAAAGAAGACAUUAGCCCACUCCUUCACCUUGCUCUUUCCACACUUUUCUGAGCCAGCAGACGAACACACCCGACCACAAGGACAAAACAAAAGACAAGUCAUCCAUUCGACAAUCAUGGCCGGCUCCACGGAUUACAGCUUCGAAGGUUGGAUGGGCCUUGACAAGUCCUCUGCUGAGGGCAACAUGGUCUGGCAAAAGUUCCCGAACCCCAAGACCUGGGAGGAAACGGAUGUUGAUAUCGAGAUCUCGCAUUGUGGAAUUUGUGGAAGUGAUAUCCACACACUGCGGUCCGGCUGGGGUCCAACUCUCUAUCCAGUCUGCGUCGGCCAUGAAAUCGUCGGCAAAGCCGUCCGUGUUGGAUCGAAAGUCCCAGCGAGCAGAAACAUCAAAGUUGGUGAUCGCGUGGGUGUAGGAGCUCAAGCUCUUUCGUGCCUGAAGCCCGAUUGCGAAGAGUGCGAGGCUGGUCUUGAGCCUUACUGUCGGCACAAUAUUGGUACUUUUGGCUCCAAGUAUCCUGACGGCUCAAUCAGCUAUGGUGGCUACGCGGACUACAACCGGACGGACUCUCGCUUCGUCUUUCGCAUCCCAGAUGGAAUAGAAUCGGCGGACGCCGCUCCCAUGCUGUGCGGAGGUAUUACGGUGUACAGUCCAUUGAAGCAGAAUGGUUGUGGACCCGGGAAGAGGGUCGGCAUUAUCGGUGUCGGAGGUCUAGGACACUUUGGUGUCCUGUUCGCAAAAGCCAUGGGCGCCUCGAAGGUCGUCGGGAUCUCUCGAAGAGCCGAUAAGAGGGACGAUGUGCUAAAAAUGGGAGCUGACGAGUACAUCGCCACCGAAGAGGAUAAAGACUGGAACAAGAAGCAUGCUCGAUCGCUGGAUCUGAUCGUCUGCACUGUUUCUUCUCCGUCGAUGCCGUUGUCGAAGUACUUGCAGCUUCUCCGCACCAAGGGCGAGUUCAUCCAGGUCGGGGCGCCGGAGGACAAGUUGCCUGAUAUGAAUGCUUUUGCUUUCAUCGGCAAGGGUGUCAAGCUGGGUGGCAGCAUGAUCGGUUCUCCGGCAGAAAUUGAAGAAAUGCUUCAACUUGCCGCGGACAAGAACAUUAAGCCUUGGAUCAACAAGGUGCCCAUGAAGGAUGCCAACAAGGCAAUUGUCGAUAUGGAGGCUGGAAAGGCGAGGUACAGAAUUACCUUGGUCAACGAAAAGCAUGCUUCCUAAGGUUGGACUUGAGCUGCAGUUGCGGGGAAAUUCUCAGGCAAAUAACAAAAUCAUCUUGACGAUAGACUGGGAAUAAUUCGAGCUUCGUGGCCAAUAGUUACUCUUGUUAUGGCCAUCAAGGUUGUCCAUCAACAUCUCAGAACCAAUCAGGGAUGUCGAUGGAGCACCGCAUUCGAGG